Messenger RNA from Tachysurus vachellii, 978 nucleotides. It is a transcript of the gene phlda1, whose product is annotated as pleckstrin homology-like domain, family A, member 1. Lineage: Eukaryota; Metazoa; Chordata; Actinopteri; Siluriformes; Bagridae. The record is from RefSeq and is a predicted model, not a curated record. Gene Ontology annotation, molecular function: phosphatidylinositol phosphate binding. Bases 148 to 597 code for a protein of 149 amino acids. The transcript has 2 exons. Gene Ontology annotation, biological process: positive regulation of apoptotic process.
ACACACACGCGCAUCAGGGAUGUCUGUGGACCGACACUGAGACAGACCGACACUGCUGUGUUUCACUGUGCGCGUGUGUGGCGUUUUUCUGCACGCGCAGCUCGGUGGUCGCGUGCCGGUGGUGUUGUGCACUUUGCGCUCCCGGUGAUGCAGCAGCAGGGUCCGCGCGUGCUGAAGGAGGGCGUGCUGGAGAAACGCAGUGACGGAUUGUUACAGAUGUGGAAACGGAAACUCUGCACGCUUACGGAGGAAGCUGUGCUGCUGCACGCGCCCAAACACACGCACCCCCACGCGCCCCCGGCAGGAAAGGGGAAAGAGCUGCAUUUCUCACGUGUGAAGACGGUGGACUGCGUGGAGCGAAAGGGCAAACACGGCUACUUCACCGUGGUGAUGGCGGACGGGAAGGAGAUCGACUUCCGGUGCCUGUCGGAUGAAGGCUGGAGCGCGGAGAUCACGCUGCAGAUGGUGCAGUAUAAAAACCGUCAGGCGGUGAUAGCGGUGCGCUCCACACGCCACAAACAGCACCGGCUCGUCAUCAGCAAACCGGACACACAGGUCACCGUACAGACAGGGGAGAGCCGCGCGCACAGCGGUUAAACAGAUCCAUCAACUUAUCACACAGCCAGCCAAAAGGAUAGACGGAGACCACACACACACACACACACUCAAGUCAAAGACAGUGUGGAACACCAACCUCCUGCCUUCAUCUGUGUGUUUGUUUGUGUGUGUUUGUGUGUGUGUGUUUGUGUGUGAGUAAAUCAGCAGCUUCCUCUUCAUUCAUCAUUCCAAAGACACCUUGUCUAUUUACCCAACUUCUGUGUCAGCUUAACUGAACACUUCUUCCCAGUGUACGACAUCAUGACUGAUGAUCUCAUCAGUGAUUUUUACCAACACUCUUUUGUGUGUGUGUGUGUGUGUGUGUGUGUGUGUGUGUGUGUGUUUCAUAUGCAGUUAAAGCUGUUUUCAUAAAUAAACACU